This is a messenger RNA of Arctia plantaginis, 1773 nucleotides long. The record is from the annotation of a GenBank genome assembly. NCBI's taxonomy places the organism in Eukaryota, Metazoa, Arthropoda, Insecta, Lepidoptera, Erebidae.
AUGGAUGUAAAAGUGGAAUGUGAGCGUAUUAGCAUUCUGUGUCACGGUUGUUUAACCGCUGACCGAAGACUUCGACUUAUCGAUGGGGAAACAAGACAAAUGUUCUAUGAACUUAGAGAUGGUACAAAUUUCGUUAAACAACGUUGUGAACUGCUGUUAUGUUGGGAGUGUGUGGCGUUUUUGCAAAAGUUGAAAGUCUUCCAAGCAAGGAUUAAAACAGCACAGUGCCUGCUGAUGCAGUAUCUACAAUGUUAUUACAAAAAUGAAAAGAUGCAUUACCCUGACUCGCUGUCGUUAUUGAACAGAAUUCAUAGAAACACAUACAAUUUUGAGUUUUAUGAAGAAGAGAAAAAUAAAGAUGAUAUACCCAAUGGUGUUGAAGUAAAUAAAGAAAAGAAAAAAGAGGAUAAUUUACCCAAUCAUGUAAUCAGCAAACAUAAAGAAAAUAAGAAAGAUUUAACACCAGAAGACUUACUACCAAGUAUAGAAAUCAAAACGGAAUAUAAUGAUAGUAUAAAGGAAGAAUACAACUGCAGUAAUGAUAAUGAUUCUGACUAUUACGAGGGUGUACUACAAUUUGAACAAGAAGAAUCUGGGGAAAAUUCUUCUAAUAUAAAAAAGAAUUCUCAUACGAAAUACAAAAAUAAGAAAUACAAUACAUUUGCGGAAGUUACAAAGAGAACGGAUGUAACAAAGACGAAUUACAUGCAGUUUUCUGAGCCGGUCUCUUUAGACAAGAGAGAAUAUGAGAAGAUAUUAAUAAGAGAUAAAGAACGUUAUGGUUACUCGAGGAUGCCUUUUAAGUGUGAGGACUGCAGAAUGGGAUACUUUAAACGAAUGGAUUUACAAAGGCAUAACAGUAGUUGUCACAGCCAUAAGUUCCCAUAUAAAUGUGCUGCCUGUCCAACUGAGAUGACAUCACUGGAGCACCAAGACCAGCAUUGGGCAGAUCUCCACUCUACGGUGUACAAGUGUACCCUCUGCUCCGAAGUACACCAAUCCAGUUUUGAAGUUAAGAAGCAUAUUAAAUUGGCACAUACCAAGAAUUACACGUGCAGAACGUGUAGCCAGGAAUACGGGAGUUUACGGGACUUCAAAAAUCAUUACAAAACUAUGCAUGAGAAGAUAGUGUGUGAUUAUUGUAACAAUGACUUCACGAAAAAGAGGAGUUUGAUAUCGCACAUGAAGCGCCACCACAUCCCAGCAUUCUGCAAGAUAUGCAACCGUUAUUACACAAAUCACAAAUCCUUUAAAUACCACAACCAAGUGACACACCCGGAGCUGAUGGCUGGAGAAACUCGCAAGGAGCUGUCGUAUUGCGUCGAGUGUGACAAGCAGUAUCCAAGCGUGUUUAAGUAUCGCAGACACCUGCAGCAGUCUCCUAAGCAUACGCAGCCGAAGAAAAUCAGGGUGCCGUGUCCCGACUGUGGCAAGAUCUUCACCAGAACCAACUUUAUGAGGAAUCAUUACAAAUUCGUACAUUUAAAGGUCACCAAGAACUAUUGCGACCAAUGUGAUAAGUACUACACCACGGGUUACGGUCUCCGCAAACACAUUGAGAAAGUUCACAAAAAGAUUGCGCAGCCCAAAGACAAGAUAUGUGACAUUUGUGGACGAGGGUUUGGAACGAAUAAAAUUCUAGAAAACCAUCGUCGCACUCACACAGGAGAGAGGCCAUUUAAAUGCAAGUACUGUCCAGCCGCGUUCGCUCAACAGACCGCCAUGAAGACACAUCAGAAGUCACAACAUAAAAACAUAGAGAUGUCCAGUUAA